This is a messenger RNA of Meira miltonrushii, 2063 nucleotides long. RefSeq lists its product as uncharacterized. The record is from RefSeq and is a predicted model, not a curated record. NCBI's taxonomy places the organism in Eukaryota, Fungi, Basidiomycota, Exobasidiomycetes, Exobasidiales, Brachybasidiaceae. The transcript has a single exon. Bases 255 to 1898 code for a protein of 547 amino acids.
CCACUAUUCUGGGGUAAGGAACGAUAAAGAUUCCCACUUUACUUGGCUUGGCUUCCCGACUCCCUUUAACGGUGAAACGUGAUCUAGGCGCGGUCUUUUUUCGCGUUUAAACGUCUUCUUAAAGAAUAAUAUGAUUGUGCAUACAUUCAAGUUCAACACUGUUCAAAACAAAUAAUCUUCUUCUCUUUCGUCGAUCAUACCAUCUUCUAUCGCAUCAAUUAAGCUUUCGUGCCUGAUCUUCCAUUGCUUAUCCGAUGGCAUCCGGCAGUAGCGGCUCAUUCUUCGGCGCCGCUCAAAAUGUCGGCGGCUUUGGGUCAUCGCCUAUGCGAAGUGGAUUGAAUACAGGGGGAGGUGGAAGUUCAUUUAGCACUGGACAGCAACAACAACAAUCUUCUCCUUUAUCAGCCAACAACCCCAACAAACAAGAUAUGUCUUCUUCAACAUUCUCAUUCGGAGGAUCACCUCAACAGCCAAUCACUUCGUUCAGACAACCUGAACAAAGUGGAACUCCAAGACAAUCUUCUUUUCGCAAUUUACGCAGAUCAACGAGCGGGGGAAAUCCUAUAAGCGCGGCAUUCGGCCAGGGCAGUCAUUUGGACACUACCACGCCAAAGUCCGUUCGAUGGGAAGAUGCACCAGAGUUCCCGAUGCAACAAUAUCAGCAACCAACGAACCAAGGGUUUGGAAGUUCGACUAGCUAUAGUCAAAGUCUGAGCAACAGCUUUGGACAGCAGCAAAGAAGUAGCACUUUUGGUGCUUCCCGCAGUCCCUAUCAAUUGAGUAAUUCGACGACAAAUAUUUAUCCCAACAUCUAUCCAUCCCAACCACCAAUGCAGCCUCAGCAGAACAAGCCUGCAGAGCAGAACCAAUUCGCUGCAUUUGCACCUCAAUCGUCUCUGGCUGUCACUCAAACUAACAACACACCGGCAAAAUCUGCCUUUAAUUCAUCUUUGGCCAGCUUGUCCAGACCUCUUUCAGUAUCUACAACGCCAGCUAGAGCAACUGUAUCAAAAGCAGCAUCAAUAGUCAAACAGGCAACAACAACACAAACACCUCUUCCAAACCCAAGUCAAAAUGCACACCCGCCAAAGGAGGCUGUGAUCACACCGAGAUCUGCCAUUGUGAAUCGGAUCAAAUGGAAUCUAGCAGCUUUGCUAUUGAACUGGUUCUUGCCUCGUAUACACCCAAUCACCACAUCGUAUUGGUUAUUAUUGAGUGCAACAUUGAACGUAUUCGGAGGUGAUUCAGACGUACAGCUGGCAAGUGCGUUGUCGUGGUUGAGGAAUGCAUGCUUUGUCGUUUUGUUGGCCAAUUUGGCAGAAGCUUUCAUUCGGUUGCAAACGUAUCAGGAUACUCCAGCCAGUUCGGCAUCUGGACCUGGUUCAGGCACAACGAUCGGACAGACUGCUCGUAGACCUUCCCUUGCCAAUCCACCCAAUCGAAUUGUGUCCUCCUCGUCACCCAACAACGCUGCUCCGACGAACACAAGCCUGUCAAAUGCACGCAAUACGCCUAGACAAUAUGCUCAAGGAAGUCCAUUGCGCGAUAGUAUUCUUCGUGCAAGUGCGAGUGCAAAUGCGUUCGAGGGUACAUCAUCGCCAUUAGGAGAAGGAUUCAGAGGACCAAGUAAUUCACCAAGAUUGCAAUCAGGUCGCAAAAGUAGUUCAAGUCCAGCAGCAGCCUAUUUGGCACGUAGACAAGAUCGUUUGGUGAGCGGAAGUGGUUUAGCAGAUAAUAGUUUCACAGGUAUGGGGGAGUACGAUGAUUCGGCAGAUUUUAGUCAUGAUUCCAUCGAGGUGAAUAGGGCUAUUCGAGCUUUGAGCGCGAGCUAUCAGAGAGAACUUUCACAAAGUCUUUCGAAUGAGACGGGAUCAGGACGUGGAAGCGUUGCAGUGUAAUUAUAAUAAGCAUUCAAAUGAACAUGAUCUAGAUGAGAUGAGAAAGAUAAAAUAAAGAUAAAAUUCUAGAAACGAAUCGCCCUUAGUUCCAUGGUUCUUCGUAUACACGGCCAGAUGGUUGACCGGAACAGCCGUUUGGACUGUAGUUCUUCCUUGCGUAUACAU